AGCUAAGGGAUGCACGCAUCUCCCUUGCAAUAGCGGGAAAUCGCGAGCUUCGAUUCGAAACUUAUUUCAUCUUUUUAAAAAAAGAACUAUAAUUUAUUCAAAAUAUCUAUUCCAAAUAUAAAUUUAGAUAAUGUUGUGACACGUUUCGGUUGUUAAAGAUUUUUUACGUGUAACUCGUAACAAUGGAUUUGACUUUUUGGAAGUUGUUUCUCGUCCUUUCUUCGUGUUUUACUGUGGCCUUACUUUCCUCGGCAUACUUAAGAGAAUACGGGGCUGUCGAACUCGACAAGAGGUCAAUUUCAGUUUUGAGGGAUCCGCAUGAUAUGUUUGACUAUUGGACUGGAAAUUUUGACGAAUCAUAUACAAGGAGGUAUCGUUACACAAGAAGUCUACAAAUGGUUAUAACACAGCACUUCACUGAAUCCAAUGUUAUGCCUGGAGUUGAUGUGAGUCUACAUUGUACGGUGAACGGACCUCAUCCAGCUAGAUUCAUCUGGGAGAGGGACGGUCUUGUUAUCUCCUCUAACACCGAUUCGAGGUAUGCCAUAGGUCAAACCAUGUCCCCCGAUGGGGGAGUAAUCACCCAACUAAAUAUUACACAUUUGCGGGUCGACGAUGGCGGCCUGUAUUCAUGUGUAGCACACCAUGGCGAGAACGUGAUAGCACACCAUGACAGGCUUAAUGUUUAUGGUCCACCGUACAUUCGAACACUGCCACCGUUUAAAGUACAAAGUGGUCAAAGUGUCACACUCAAGUGUCCUUACUACGGAUACCCAGUAAGAGAAAUAACAUGGGAAUAUAAAGGUAAAGAGAUAAACACUGACAUAUCUACACAAGCGAAUCGUUUUAAGCGUUUUGUGAAGAAUACGGCGUUGAGUAUAGAAAUAUUUGGACGCAAACCUAAAUUAAGAGGGAAAAGAGAAUUGGCCACAGUCAAUGAUGGUAUUUUAAAUAUAGCUAAAGUUACAAAAAGUGACAAUGGUGCAUCAUACGCUUGCGUAGUUAGGAGCCCUUCUGGAGAAAUGGCCAAAAGAUCGUUUGAAUUACACGUAGUCGAGCCACCGCAGUUGGAAGAAAUAUUGCUGGCCUCGGACCUGCAAGAAGGGCAGAUAGUACAAAUACAUUGUAACCUCAAAAGUGGCGACUCCCCUGUAUAUUAUUCCUGGCUGAAAGACGGGAAGAAAAUACCCACACAUUUAAAAAUCGUAGAACGAAGCUUAGAAGUAUUUAGUGUUCUUAUAAUAAAGAAUGUUUCACUGGAGCACUGCGGUACAUAUACUUGUGUUGCAGCCAAUCAUGUGGCAAAAGUGAACCGAACUGUAAACUUGUAUAUAAAAGUUGCUCCUAAAUGGAGCGAAGAACCACAAAACACUUCUUUACUGUUGGGAAGAAGUGGUCAUAUAUCAUGCAGCGCCAAUGGAUACCCGCAACCUCAGACACACUGGUUAAAAAGAGACGUCGUAUCAGAGACUUGGAGGCCAGUGUUAGAAGUGGCUGGCGGUGGAGUUCUCAGCUUGUCCAAUGGAUCGUUAAUAUUCGAUUCUGUUGCACUGUCUGAUGGAGGAAUCUAUACCUGCCAUGUUGAAAACGGGGUCGGUGAAGCACUUAGUAAGACUAUAUGGAUAUCAGUUAAUAAACCAGUAACAUUCGACAUAGUAUCAAGGAACAUAACGUCUAAACUUGGUCAGCAUGUGACGAUAGAGUGCCUGGCGAAAGGCGACGAUCCUAUAAGGAUAAUGUGGACCAGAAAUGGAAAACCCAUUAAUCCCCUGACCCAAAGGGUGAAGAUGUCAGAAACAAAAUCAGAAGACGGAAUGUCGAGUACAUUGGAGUUAUUACAAACAGAAACAAGUGAUGGUGCCUUAUAUCAGUGCAGGGCUGGUAAUCCUUUCGGAGCAGACGUAUAUAGUGUUCAUCUUACCAUUUUAGAGCCACCGUCCCCACCUUCGGAUUUAUCAGUGGAUUCAAUCAAGAGCAGAUCUGUAAGGUUAUCCUGGAGGGAUAUGGCCAGAUCUCUCGCUCAAUAUUACUGUUUGCAGAUCACAAAUAGCCAGAGAAUAUCAUGGAGUAAUGCUAGGACUAUUAACAUUACAAGAUUAGAAGAAAUUCGUCAUUCAAUAGAAAUUGAGGAUUUGCAGCCAGCCACUGCAUACACAGCAAGAGUGGCCGGUGGAAACCAGGCGGACCUUAGUCAUUAUUCUUCUCCAGUCAGAUUUACAACCACUGAGGAAGCCCCAUCAUCACCACCACUCGGAGUUCAAUUGGAACAGACAGAGACACCUGGAGAGUUGAGGGUCAAAUGGCUACCGCCUCCAGCUGAUUCUCACAAUGGUCUCAUAGUUGGAUACCGUUUGAGGGCGGUUCCUCAGUUGACGGGGAUGAAAGAUACUGAAGAAUCUAGUGAUAAAACUAUAAAGACGGCUUCAUUGUAUUCCAAGCAAGAAACUACUAUUUCUGGCCUACUAAAAGGUGUCAGGUAUGCGGUCUCAGUGGCGGCCUUCAACGGCGCUGGAAUUGGGCCAUUUUCCAUUCCUUUGUUUCAAGACACGAGGGAAGGGGCCCCAGAAGAAGGUCCGUCUUCAGUGGAGUGCGGUGGCGUGACGUCGACAGCGUUGAGAGUGAGCUGGCAACCCAUACCACCGCAUAAGCAAGCUGGUGCCCUAAUCGGAUAUACUGUGCUGUACGCUGCUCAAGGUCGACAAUGGCAGAAUGCCACAUCCCUCGUGACCGAGCUUCGUCUACAAGGUCUACUUAAGUUCACAAACUACAGCAUCAAAGUGGCCGGUUUCUCCAACUACGGACUCGGCCCGUUCUCUUUUCCCAUUGUGUGCGCUACGUUGCAAGACGUGCCGGACGCUCCAGCGGAAAUAAAACUGCUUUCUCAAUCGACGAACUCUCUCCUUGUUAGUUGGAAGAAACCCAAGCAACCGAAUGGCAGGUUGUUACACUAUACUAUAUACUGCAAACCGACGGCUAGUAACGACGGCCCCCAAACAAUACGCAUGGACGCUCAAAUAACCUACGAUGCGUACGAGAAAACUCAAACUGUAGAAUUAAAAGAUCUGAACGAAGGUCGGCAGUAUGAUGUAUGGGUGACAGCUAGUACUGCAGUAGGCGAAGGACCAGAGACCAAACACGUCAGCAAUACGCCUUCACAGAGAGUGGUAGCCGGCGUCGCAUCGUUAGGAGGGGAAGUCACAGUGGCCGUAAGAAAUUCCCUUCUACUAGAGUGCAAGAGUGUCGGCUCGCCGCCGCCAAGAACGGUCUGGUACCAUAAUCAAAAUAUCAUCACCCACCAUCCAAGAUUCACAAGAAAUAGGGAUGAUAGUCUACUGAUUAAAAGCAUUGACCAAUCUCUAAGUGGCAACUAUACGUGCCUAGCCAAAAAUCUGUAUGGAUCUGAUUCUGUAGUAUACGCCGUUAAAGUUCUUCCUCUACCAGAUCCGCCAGCAAUUAGAGCUACUCCAUAUAAGGAUUAUAUUGUGGUUGAAUGGGAUGAAACAAGAAGUUACAAUAACGAUUCAUUAGGUUAUGGAAUAAGUUAUAAUUUAACCUGGAGAGAAGGAGAUGGUUCAUGGCAAGAAGCAUGGCCUGUAGCUAGAGAGACUCGGUUACCUGGAGUACAACAGCAUACUUUAGCUGGACUUAAAUGUGGAACUAAAUACUCUGUGAGGGUCACGGCGACUGAUCACAUUGGUACUUCAGCACCAGCUCAUGUUGAUGUCACUACGUUAGGUGGCGCACCAGUAUCGCCUCCAUCUACUGACUGGCUGUGGAGCAACGCCACCCAUAUUUAUAUCCAGCUAAGUGGUUGGGAUGAUGGAGGCUGCGACGUCAAUAAAUGGGAAGUGGACUACAGAACCCUCGGAUCUAGUUCUUGGCAUCGAGCUGAGAAUAAAGCACCUAUGGAUCUCAAUCUUGGAUGGAGUUACAUGGAAGGCCACUAUCAAGCACCACCACUUCGCUCCAUACCGACAUCGUACGCCGUCGGAUCUCUCUCUCCAGCUAAUUGGUAUCAGUUGAGAGUGACUGCGACAAAUGAUGCCGGAACUGCUUCAACCGUAUAUACAUAUGCGACCAAAACUUUGGAUGGAGAGGAAAUUGGACCUCCAUCAGAAAUAUUCGACCUCAACAUGCUGGUCAUUGUAUGCAGUUCCAUACUUCUGGUCGUGUGUCUUCUAGCUUUCUUCUGUAUAUUAAUUAAAAGACACAGGCAAAAUUAUACAUCUCAGUAUCGUCACUCGAUCGCCGAAGACGUGAAAUCGAGAAAUGAGAGCGUCGCUUCACAUUCGGAACAUAAAGAAAGAUAUGCGCACGCGCCUAGAAUUUAUACAUCACCUGUUCAUGCUAGGAAAAGUAGUAAGAAUGAAAUGUUCGAGAUAAGUCCAUAUGCGGAGUUCGCUCUUGGCUUCCGCACGUUUGACCACGUCGACAACCAAGAUCUGCCGAGCCGUCUACCAAGUAGACCAAGGUUUGACACAGAGACCAGUUUCCAGAACCGUUCCGAGUCCGACGACAGUGACAGCACGUCCAAAGCAACAGUUUCAGCGAUGCCGCGGAGGCAUUGCCGGACUCCGCAUCACAGAUAACAACAAAAUUGUAUAAAAUAAAAAAAAAAUGUAUAAAGUUUUAUAAUGUUUACAUUAAAUUGUUAAUUCUACAGUUAAAAGCAUAUCAGUAAGUCUAUAUUUAAAAAUAUAUACAGUUUUCUUUAAUGGAAGGAGUUAAUUAGAGAUUUUAUUCCUGUUUUAGGAAAUCUUACGAGUCGUCUAUUUUUAGUUAUCUUAAUUAAAAGACUGACAUUUCAAAUAUAGUCGUAAGAUAAUUUUGCUAAAUGUUCAUUGUAAAAAUAAAAACUGCCAAAUUAUUCUAUCGUUGUCACUAUAACAAAGUAAAGUUGUAUUUACAAUACACUAUAUGCAUGAUUAAUCGAUAUAACCCAUAUGGAUGUAUCGCUUCGAUUUCUAUAUAUUUUGUUUACUCUAGUUAUUUAAAUAUGACUAUACAACUAUAUUACUAUAUAAAAGAUUAUCACCCAUUUCCAUAUUACCCGUACCAAUCGGAUAUCUACAUAUAUGUAUAUUCAUUUCGAACGGAUUCUCAUUUCGAUAUAAUAUUGGAUAACCGAUGUUAUUAAGCCAAUAUAUAGAUAUUACUAUAUAUUAUCCAUCACUACUACACUGCUACUGGUGAUGAUUUUCAGUCAUCUAAUGUAUAUAGUAUUAUAAAUAUAACAGCUUAAUUCUAAACUGCAAUAUUUAUAAAAAAAUAUUCAUAAAAACAUCAAACUUGUCAUAAACCUAUUUUAUCUCUUUCUUUUACGCAAUUUUUUCAGUUUGAAUGAAAGUGACAAAACAGUAUAAUAAUCAAAAUAAGAUUGUAAAAGGUUUUAUUUUCUAAGAAUAAGGGGUGUAAAUGUGAAAAUGAGUAAAGUUAUUUGGAUGAUUAGACAUUUAUGCGUUUGUUAUGCAAUAUAUGUUUUAAAACCAUUUUUGAACCAAGGACUGCAGUGUUUUAAAGCAUGCAAUGGUUUAAUUUUUAUUUUAAUAUUUACCUACGUGGCCAGGAUAUAUUAAUUGACCAGGAUAAAAGGUAGUCUAUUUACUUCCAUCUAAACACUACAAGUAUACCAAUUUUUAUGACAAAUGUUUUAGCUGUUAAAAUGCCAAGAGCUACCCAAAUUUUAUACAAAAGUACCUCUGUCUCAUUUGUGUUUCAACCGUGAAGCAGUUGUGUUUGCAUGGCUGUGUUUCGGUUUGAAGGGUGAAAUAUGGCAGUGAAUUUACAGGGUACAGAAGCAUAACAGCUGGGUCUUCAGGAAUGGCAAUACAUGAGGAGUAUCAUGAGUGAAAGAGUAUACUCUAUUAUGUCCUUGGUACUGCUCAUAUCUAUAGGCGACGGUUACCACUUUCCAUCAAGUGGGUCGUCAGCUUGUUUGCCAUUCUAAGUUGCAUAGAAAAAUGUUAAGUGUGAAUACACCUUUACUGAUAAUAAAACUUUAAUACUUAUUUCAUGUUAUACAUGAACAAUUUACCAAUUAAAUACAUACUUUCUAUCGAAUGGAAAUUCCAGUACAUAGAUUUAGGUUUUGUUAUAGAUCUUAUAGCGAUUAAUGUCAAAAUGGUAAUAAA
This is a messenger RNA of Galleria mellonella (greater wax moth), 6131 nucleotides long. Its product is annotated as cell adhesion molecule Dscam2-like. Gene Ontology annotation, molecular function: protein binding. Bases 183 to 4589 code for a protein of 1468 amino acids. The transcript has 32 exons. Gene Ontology annotation, biological process: axon guidance; cell-cell adhesion. NCBI's taxonomy places the organism in Eukaryota, Metazoa, Arthropoda, Insecta, Lepidoptera, Pyralidae. The record is from RefSeq and is a predicted model, not a curated record. Gene Ontology annotation, cellular component: axon; plasma membrane.